Messenger RNA from Coregonus clupeaformis (lake whitefish), 4515 nucleotides. Its product is annotated as kinesin-like protein KIF3B. The record is from RefSeq and is a predicted model, not a curated record. Gene Ontology annotation, biological process: microtubule-based movement. The transcript is spliced from 9 exons. The coding region runs from base 190 to 2478 and encodes 762 amino acids. Gene Ontology annotation, molecular function: microtubule binding; ATP binding; microtubule motor activity. NCBI's taxonomy places the organism in Eukaryota, Metazoa, Chordata, Actinopteri, Salmoniformes, Salmonidae.
CUCCAUUCCAUCCGGGAUAGUUUUCUGGGAUGAAGGGACGGCGGCGGUGGUAAUGGCUGACUGGGUGGAAGUACUGGAUUAAAUGGUUCUGAUGCUGGCAGGUCUGACAUUGUGAACUCAGAUUUGUACAAACUUGAAUGACAUAGACACAAGCCAGGUGACAAGGCAGUUUCUCAGAAAAUCCUCACAAUGUCUAAGACCAGAGAGUCGGUGAAGGUGGUGGUCCGCUGUCGACCCAUGAAUGAGAAGGAGCGUGCAGCCAACUUUGAGAGGGUGGUGGAGGUGGAUGUGAAGCUUGGCCAGGUGGCCGUGAGAAACCCCCGGGGGGCUGCAGCCCACCAACACCCCAAGAUCUUCACAUUUGACUCUGUGUACGACUGGAACUCCAAACAGGUGGAUCUCUAUGAUGAAACCUUCAGGCCCCUGGUGGACUCAGUCUUGCUUGGUUUCAAUGGGACCAUAUUUGCGUACGGCCAGACAGGAACAGGAAAGACCUACACUAUGGAGGGGGUGCGCAAUGACCCAGAGAGAAGGGGUGUAAUCCCCAAUUCCUUUGAGCACGUCUUCACACACAUCUCCCGCUCCCAGAACCAGCAGUACCUGGUGAGGGCCUCGUACCUGGAGAUCUACCAGGAGGAGAUCAAGGACCUGCUGUCCAAGGACCAGUCCCGCCGUCUGGAGCUGAAAGAGAGGCCAGACACGGGUGUAUACGUCAAGGACCUCUCCUCCUUCGUCACUAAGAGUGUACGAGAAAUAGAGCACGUCAUGAAUGUGGGGAACCAAAACCGCUCCGUGGGCUCCACCAACAUGAAUGAGCACAGCUCCCGGUCACAUGCCAUUUUUCUCAUUACCGUCGAGUGUAGCGAGCUGGGUGUCGACGGGGAGAACCACAUUCGAGUGGGCAAACUGAACCUGGUGGACCUGGCUGGUAGUGAGAGGCAGACCAAGACAGGAGCCCAGGGAGAGCGCCUGAAGGAAGCCACCAAGAUCAACCUGUCUCUGUCAGCCUUGGGGAAUGUCAUCUCUGCCCUGGUGGACGGCAGGAGCACCCACAUCCCCUACCGCGACUCCAAGCUCACCCGCCUGCUGCAGGACUCCCUGGGGGGCAAUGCCCGCACAGUCAUGGUGGCUAACAUCGGACCAGCCUCUUACAAUGUGGAGGAGACACUGACCACAUUACGCUACUCAAACCGGGCCAAGAACAUCAAGAACAAGCCCCGUGUCAACGAGGACCCCAAAGAUGCUCUGCUCAGGGAGUUCCAGGAAGAGAUUGCCCGGCUCAAAGAGCAGUUAGAGAAACGCUCAGGGAAAAAGAAGAAGAAGAGGAGGGGGGUUGGGGAAGCUGGGGAAGAGCUAGAAGAGGACACGGAGGAUGGAGAGACGGAGGAGGAUGAAGGUGUAGAACCAGCUGAUAAAGUGGGUGCAGAUUAUUGGUGUGAACAGCAGGAGAAGUUGGAGACUGAGAGGAAGGCCAUCAUGGAGGAUCACAGUCUGGUGGCGGAGGAGAAACAGAGGCUGCUAAAAGAGAAGGAGAGGAAGAUGGAUGCCCUCAAAAAGGAGCAGGAAGCAGGCGAUAUGCUGACUGCCAAAGUCAAGGCGAUGGAGAGUAAACUUCUGAUGGGGGGGAAGAACAUUGUGGACCACACCAAUGAGCAACAAAGGAUCCUCGAACAGAAGCGACAGGAAAUAGCUGAACAGAAACGCAGAGAGAGGGAGAUGAAACAGCAGGUGGAGAAUCGUGAUGAGGAGACCCUGGAGUUGAAGGAAACGUACAGCUCUCUACAGCAGGAAGUGGACAGCAAGACCAAGAAGCUGAAAAAGCUGUUUGCCAAGCUGCAGGCAGUGAAAACGGAGAUCCAUGAUGUCCAGGAGUUGCACAUCAAGGAGAGACAGGAGCUGGAGCAGACCCAGAAUGAGUUGACCAGGGAUCUCAAACUCAAGCAUCUCAUCAUUGAGAACUUCAUCCCUGUGGAGGAGAAGAAUAAGAUCGUGAACAGGGCGUUCUUCCAAGAGGACGACGACAACUGGAAGAUGCGUCCCAUCACACGCAUAGAGGAUGACCAGCAGAUGAUGACCAGGCCAGUGUCAGCGGUGGGCUACAGAAGACCCCUGAGCCAGCACGCCCGCACCUCCAUGGUGAUGACGGCUGACGUCAGGUACAAGGCUGAGAAUAUCCUGAUGCUGGAGAUGGACCUGCCUGCUCGGACCACUAAGGAGUAUGAGGAGCCGGUCAUAGCACCCACAGUAGCAGCAGCGUUGGAGGAUGCACUGCGGGAAGAGGAUGAGAUCCAGGUGGAUGCCUCUGGGUUGCACAACAGCCUUGGGCCCACCCAGACCACCAGCACUGGGGCCAUCAAGAAACCAAAGUCUGGCCGACCUAAAACAGGUAAGAAGACCGCCACCCCCACCUCUCCGUACAGCUCCUCCAGCCCAGGACAUCCUUUAUACCCACAAUCCCGUGGGCUUGUACCCAAGUGAUCACCCCACACCUUUCUGUUUUGGGACCCAAAAUGAAAGACUGCUUUUUGUUUAGUUUUUACAGUCUGUAAGAGAAAGAGAAGCAGUCUCAAGACUUAGAUUCAAGCUGCUUUUAUUUUGAUUUGACCUGAGACCGUAGCUGUUUUAUUAUUUCUGCUUUUUAAGGAAUUUGUAACUACUUUACCAUCCAAAAUGGUUACUGGACCAAUCCUUUUCUGAGCUCCACUUUUCUACCAUGCACAUGUCCUCCUGGGCCCCUCCCUGGUCUGCAGUGUAUGAUGGGAUGAGAUGUGGACAUGGGGGCUGGCAUCUGAAAGGGCAGAUGACACCUGGACCUGACAGCUUUGCUGUACAUGUCAUUGAAAUGCUGUGUGUGUGUGUGCUGGUUGUCUGUCCAGAAGUGGUUGUGCUCCUCAAUGUCCCUACUUUAGGUUUACAAUUGAGUGCUGUUAUUCAGGUCUGUCUGUCUGUCUGUGUAAAGAGUUGAGCUUUAAGUCUCUGUCCUAGAUAAGUGGGGAGUCUGUCUGUUCUGCAUGGUGAACCGUACAGGCUGGAGGGUGAAGCACACUACAACACGUCUCUGUCAUGUCACGCGGUGGGGCCAGUCGCUGUUGGAAUCACUAGAUGCUGUUCUUUCUGGCACACAUGAUGACAGAUGAUAUGACAGGGAGAUGAUCAGAUGAUAUGACAGGGAGAUGAUAUGAUGACAGGGAUCUGAUGCUAUGAUGACAGAUAUUAUGACAGGGAGAUGAUCAGAUGAUAUGACAGGGAGAUGAUAUGAUGAUAUGAUGACAGAUGAUAUGAUGACAGGGUUAUGAUGACAGGGUUAUGAUGACAGAUGAUAUGACAUGGAGAUGAUCAGAUGAUAUGACAGGGAGAUGAUAUGACAGGGAGAUGAUAUGACGACAGAUGAUAUGAUAACAGGGUAAUGAUGACAGAUGAUAUGACAGGGAGAUGAUAUGACGACAGAUGAUAUGAUAACAGGGUAAUGAUGACAGAUGAUAUGACAGGGAGAUGAUAUGACGACAGAUGAUAUGAUAACAGGGUAAUGAUGAUAUGACAGGGAGAUGAUAUGACAGGGAGAUGAUAUGACGACAGAUGAUAUGAUAACAGGGUAAUGAUGAUAUGACAGGGAGAUGAUAUGACAGGGAGAUGAUAUGACGACAGAUGAUAUGAUAACAGGGUAAUGAUGACAGAUGAUAUGACAGGGAGAUGAAAGUGGGGAACUAGAGGUCAACACAAACCAAAUCUGUCAGGGUUUCAAGGUGCCUUUAUAUUCUACAGGCCUACAGGGGCUGGCUAAAGGAGAGGGGGGAGGGGCUAAAGGAGAGGCAGGAGGAUGGAUGGGAGGGGGUUGUGUCGUUUCCCCAGCCUCAUCUUUAUCGACGUCACAUCUGGCUCUGUUCCUUGGAAUCAACUGAUUUGUUGUACUGAAACGAGCAGGCCGAAAUACUGUACAAAAAAAGGACUAAAAAAGCAGGCGCUCUUCUACCAACUACUGUAUAUCAGAGGCCUCCAUCAAAAUGAACUAGGCUUGGUCUGAAGAAUGAAGGUAGCUUUCCAUGUAUGUUUUGGAUAAAUAUGCUGUCUUUAAUUCACACGGUUGAAACGCGCAUCUCUGAUUGCUGUCCCCCUCUCACUGGGAGGGGUGUGCUGCUACUGCUGGGUCUGGGUUAUACCGCCCUGUGACAUGGUGUAUAGAGAGAGAGCAACAUGCAUAGAUCAUCCUGCAUCACCUUUGCAGUUGUAAAACAAGUAAAUAGGUUUCAAUAUUGGAAAAGUUCUAACUUAUUACCACCUUUUUGUUCAUUUUUAUAAACAAGUGUAGAUAAAAAAAAUUAAAAAAAAGGUUUCUUUGAAAUAUACUUUUAUUUUUGGAUUUGUAUAAUUUCAAGUUUAUGUACACAUUUUAAUGUUUGAUUUGUUACACGGAAUGGUUGUACAAGGAAUGGUUGUACAGUACAACCUAUGUUUAAAAAAUAUAUAUAUAUAUCUGACAGUACAUGCAUUUAAAUAAAUGGCUUUAGUUAGUUCAAA